Molecule: messenger RNA, 2908 nt
Organism: Xenopus laevis (African clawed frog)
Lineage: Eukaryota; Metazoa; Chordata; Amphibia; Anura; Pipidae
Gene: hoxa5.L
Product: homeobox A5 L homeolog
Exons: 2
Coding region: 1343-2164 (273 amino acids)
Biological process (GO): anterior/posterior pattern specification; regulation of transcription by RNA polymerase II; regulation of DNA-templated transcription
Cellular component (GO): nucleus
Molecular function (GO): RNA polymerase II cis-regulatory region sequence-specific DNA binding; DNA binding; DNA-binding transcription factor activity, RNA polymerase II-specific
Source: RefSeq, a predicted model, not a curated record
UGUUGUGUUAGAGCAAAGGCUGUAUUUUUCAUUUUCGGUGAGCAGGUUGAUUGUAAUCCCAUUUUUGCAGCUACACUCCCUUGUGCAGAUUCUAUUCCUACUGCUGCUGUGGCUUUGCAUUGCGCCAUAUCUGCUGUAUUUUCCUGGCUGCUAAUCGUAUAGCGGGACUAAACAUGGGAAAGACAAAAGAGAAAAAACAACGGAAAGCUUAGUUUCCUUUCCAGUCCCCGAAACAAUGUGAAUAUCAGCCCUUUCUUUUUUUAAAAAAAUGCUCCCAAGCAGCCACACACAAAGCUUCCCAGUGCUGCUCUUUUUUGAUUUCUUAAACACCAGCACCUUCAUUUGAACUGUACAAGAAGCCUGAAUUCGUUUCUCUCUUUUGUGUUGAAUAUUGUGACCAUAUGCAGCUCUGAUGGGGAAGGGCAGCCAAGGCACUUUUGGGUGAGACUGGCAUCAACCUGGCUCCUAUCAAUAUUUCCCCCAUUCAUUUUAUUAAAUGAUUUGGGACGGUGAAAGGUGCUGGCGCUUUUCAGGGAUGAGUCACAAGUCUGUUUAUUACAUAUAUAUGUGUAUGACAGCCAUCUUUUAAAACAUUGCUUUUUUUUUCUCUCCCUUAAAUUAAAACAAUGUUUCAAAAGACAAUGGAAAAUACAAUAAAGCAGAAGCGGCACUGCUUGGUCUCCAUUAUAAAUGGCUCCUAAAGGUGUCAGAUAUCAUUGACCUGGGCUCUAGUCACACAUACAAUGAGGCACAAAAUAACUCAGUCAUAUCACAAAUAAAAUGACCCCCAAAAAAGUGUAUUUUUGAAUGGGUUUUAAACAAAAACCCUUUGUGCAUUUUUUCCCCUCUAUUAAUGCGCUGGAUUGUGAACUGUGCCUGUGAGCCGGUACAUUUGGUAUUCACUAAUGGAACUGUGAGGGGAAUGUAAUAAUUUUCCUGUAAUGGGAUGUAACCUUAAUUCGACCCCGGCCCUGCAGUCCCUUUUUUUUUUUUGCUGGCUGGGGAGACUGUAAUGACGACUUGCCAACCAGAAGGUGGCGCACGAGGCUGUGUAAAAUCAUCCAGCUGAACGCGGGGCCGCGCACAAACGCUCGCUCCCUUAGCAUCCUCCCUGCUCCCCCACUAGUACACCAGUUUACCUCUAGAGGUCAUCAGGCAGGAUUUACGACUGGACAACAAAAGCACGUGAUUCCAAGUCGUACCCCAUAUUUGGGUGCCUACGUAGGAGGGAACCAAGUACAUGUCCCAGUCAUUUCCAUAAUUCAUCAUAAAUUGUGCAAGGGUGCUAUAGACGCGCAAAACGACCAAGAGCCACAAAUCAAGCACACAUAUCAAAAAACAAAUGAGCUCUUAUUUUGUAAACUCAUUUUGCGGUCGCUAUCCAAAUGGCCCGGACUACCAGUUACAUAAUUAUGGAGAUCAGAGCUCGGUGAGCGAGCAAUACAGGGAUACAACGAGCAUGCAUUCCAGCAGGUACGGAUACGGCUACAAUGGCAUGGAUCUCAGCGUUGGGCGCUCAGCUUCCAACCACUUUAGUGCCAAUGACAGAGCAAGGAAUUAUCCAUCCAAUCCGAGCUCCUCUACAGAGCCAAGGUAUAACCAACCUGCAGCCUCUUCUCCUCCACCUGACCCUCUGCCCUGCACCGCUGUGGCCACAUCUCCUGUCAGCGACCCUCACCAAGGGGGCAAAAACUCCAUAACUAACUCCAACAGCACCACGUCCAAUUCCACCAGCAGCAGCAGCACUAGCACCAGCACCCACAUUAACAGAGAUGGUCUGGGUGCAUCUUCUGGUGCUGAGGAUGAUGCCCCAGCAAGCAGCGACCAGGCAAGUUCUCAGAACAGUCAAAGCCCAGCUCCGUCAGUGCAACCCCAAAUCUACCCCUGGAUGCGAAAACUGCACAUAAGCCAUGACAACAUAGGAGGGCCAGAAGGAAAGCGAGCCCGGACAGCCUACACCCGCUAUCAAACUCUGGAGCUGGAAAAGGAAUUUCAUUUCAACAGAUACCUGACCCGCAGGAGGAGAAUUGAAAUAGCCCAUGCACUCUGUCUCUCUGAGAGGCAAAUUAAAAUCUGGUUCCAAAACAGGAGAAUGAAGUGGAAAAAAGACAAUAAACUAAAGAGUAUGAGCAUGGCAGCGGCUGGGGGUGCAUUUCGUCCUUAAAUUUCCCCUCCCUGAAGAAUGUACUGAUUCAGUAUUAGCUAAACCUGUAUAUUGUCACCACCACUUUGUAUAACUCUUCUCUGUGACUUCUGUGAAGAUACCCUCCUCCCCAAUCUCUUGUCCACCCUUUAUCCUAGCAAUGAGCCUUUUAAACUGGGUGAAAUAGCUUCAAACUGCUUCCUGUAAAUGUCUUGUCCUUGGAUGCCUAUGUAUUGACAAUUCAAUGUUUUAACUUAUUUGAGUAUGUAAAGCGCUUAUGUGUUACUUGAAAUAACUGUACAAAAAUGAGAAUACAAAAAAGCAAACGUUUAUUACAGAUGUUUUGUGUCUGCAGACCCCUGUAUAUGUUCGUGUAGUGUGAUCAUGUCUGAAAUGCCUUCCAACUGUCUCCCACAAUUUCAUGAAACUACCUAGAGUUCCUGUGAAAAAUAACUAUGUUGUAGAAGUGACUUUGCAGUCCAAUUUAUCUUGUGAUAUUGUCUAAGUAGCUGUGACACAAAUGGUGUCUGUCCUAGCUGUGCCUUUUGUAAUGAGAAAAAAAAAACACAAGAAAAAAAAAAAACAUUUGCACGAAAAUGGCUGGAAUCGCAGCGUCUGGUUAAUGUGUUUUGUUUUAUAAAUUCAAUAAUAUAGUGGAGCCUGGCAGAUUACGCAAUUGUUCCAAUUUUUUUGUAAAAAAUUUUUUUUUUUUUCAAGAAAAAUGAUGACUGGAAACAACAGAAAAAAAAUAAACUUUCUACUGAA